AUGGCUGCGACAAAUCCCGGCGACUUACACGGCCAGACAUCAGCCAGCCGGCCGUUGUUUUUUAACUCGGCGCAGCCCACCAUGACAGCUAUUCAAACUGGCCUCGCCGUCUUGUGCUUCUUACUAGUUGUACGAUUCUGCCUGCAGCGCUGCGUUUCUUGGCGACACAUGUCCAGAGCGCGCUGCUCCUCCCACACGCAAGAAACGCAAGAGCAGGCGCAGCCGCCUUUGCCUAUACUGGACGGCAAAAUGGGCACAAUGCCCCGUUCCUACUGCGACCCCGACUCUACGGAGCAGCGCGGCAGCGCCGACGAUUCUGAUGGUUCGAAGCCUUUUGCUGCACACCGCGCAUUGCCCGGACGCCAGCAAAGACGUUUUCUCACUAGGCUGCGACCUGCCCCUCCGCUGACACCGCCCGAGCUCAGCAGUACCAUCUUUGCCUGCGAUGAGGAUGUCGACGGUUUUAUCAGCCAACCCAACCCGGACUACAUGUCGGCUACUUCGUCGACUCCCUUUCAACCUUUGCAACCUACUCCAGAUGCUCACUCUUACAUGAGCUCGGUUACUAUGGGAGCUCCCCUGCCUGACGGCGAGGAUGGUGCAUCACGCCAGGCUUUUGGUCCUGGCUCAUUUCACUUGAGCCCGGUGCUUCCACCACCGCCUCCCGGGUCGCAAAGUCAAAUCCGAGCCCACGAUGACGAUACACCGCAUCGCAACGUGGGAGUCCGAGGCGAAAUCAUUUCUGUUGUCAACGAAGCCGGCCACGGCUGGACUCGCCACACACGCGUCUACGGUGGCGGAGUAUGUCGAGCCUGUGCAGCAUCGGGUGGGCACGAGGGUGGAUUUUACGGUGCGACAGUGACGCCCGAGGAGAUGAGAUAUUGA
Messenger RNA from Cordyceps militaris CM01, 885 nucleotides. RefSeq lists its product as uncharacterized. Bases 1 to 885 code for a protein of 294 amino acids. The record is from RefSeq and is a predicted model, not a curated record. The transcript has a single exon. NCBI's taxonomy places the organism in Eukaryota, Fungi, Ascomycota, Sordariomycetes, Hypocreales, Cordycipitaceae.